AUGACGUCAGCACGGAAGUGGAACAAGUAUAUUCACAGUUUGAUUGGAAAUUCUGCUUCUUCUGUGCCCUCAGAUGUCCGAGAGGAGAUCCAGAGACUCCUCCAGAAGACUGACGCCAGAUUAACUUCGAAGCUUGUCGCAAAGUCAUUGGACAAGCUGUGGUCUGCUCAGGGUUUUCGGACCCGCAUCCGGGCGCUGAAGACCAUGAAGGCCGGCGAGGUGCACAAGAAGUUCUUGGCCAUGACCCGCGAAGGAGGGAUAUCUAUUCCUGGGCAAAACGCUGCCGCUACAGCCAGCGGGUCAGCCGAGCAGCAACCCAGACCUCCGGCCGCAGCUAAGGCGAAAGCAGCUGCCAAGCCGCAGGGCAAGGCCACGGCAUCCAAGGACGCCGACAAGCAGGAAGUGCCGGGCACGCUGGUGGCGACCCAGUGGCCAGGCCCUAUACUUACUUCUCGCCCUACGCGUGGUUCGCAGGGCGUACAUUUUUGCACACCGGACCAGGCAUGGUGGCUAAUGGGGGACUUCAAGACUGAGCCGAGUGCGACAGCCUUGGCCAUCGUUGUCCCUGGUGCGAAGAAGGAGCUCGAGGCCCUGGCCGACGGCCAGCUCUUCCAGACCAGCCACCCGUGCAAGGAGGUGACUAUCAUUGUUAAGCUCAAGGGCACCGACACCGAGGCCCCGAUGUCAGCCUGCGUCUGGCAGCUGUCGGGGGUGGCCGGCCCCACCAUCGAGAUCCUGCAGCAGGACCAUGCCGCUAUCGACAUUGAGGACGCUGUGCGAACGGCCAAGCACGUCGUCUGUCUUGCUGUCUGGGAGCAGCACGCGCCUGCUGAUAUUUGGUCUGCUGCCCUCAAGGCGCUGGGCCCCAAGGCAAAGGGGAAGGCGAAGGAGGAACAGACCGACGACUCCAGGGACCGGCACCGCACCUUCGUGGAGGCGUGGGUCCAGCAGGUCGACUCGAAUGCUAUCGUCUACAGGGCUUGGUCUCCCAAGCUAUUCGAGAAGUCGGGAGGCAAACGCUCCGUCAGCGUGCUCGCUGUGGUGACGGAAGAGACCUCCAAGACCCUCCGGGCCGGCAGUGGCAAGGAUGGCAAAUUUUGUUGGAUCGCCCACCUCGGCGACGCCACUGCCCAGGCCGCCGAGGACAAGGCGGCGCCGAUCGUGUGGUUCAAGAGCGGCACCGACCUUCCCGCAGCACUGGCUGUGAUGGAUACUCUUGACGGGCAGCGCGGACUCGUGCCUGCUCCCCAACGCCUUGGCGUCCGAGUGGCAGCUGAACAUCAUGAAGCUGCCUCUCUGCGGAUCGUGGGGUCGCUCACGGCCCCUGGCCGCCAGAAGUCGUGCACUGUACGGGGCGUCCCGCUGGAGUUGGACGGCGAGGCGUUGCAGACGGCCCUCGCCAAGCAGCCCUUCGGGUGGGAGGUCACCUUCGACCGCAUGUUCGACACUCGCGUCGGCCGUGGGCCCUCCAGCCAGCUGCAAUUCUGCUGUGUGGUCCGUGCGGCUGCGCCGCCGCCGAAGCCACACGUCCGGCUCGGCGCCCACUUGUGCACCAUCGCGGAGGUGAUCAAGCCCUCCAAGGGCCAGAGCCGCGGCAGCGCCGACCCCAAGUCGGCCGAGCCGCCUGCGGAUGACCUCAUGGGCGGAGGUGCAGCCGAACUACCGGAAGCUGAGGCCGCAGGCACUGCAGCACCUGCAGAAGCCGCACUCGCCAAGGCUGCUUCUCCGGCCUCCCAGCGCGUGGCGGCCGCUUCCAUGCAGGUCAACCCCGCGGCCAUGGAGAUGCUCCGCGGCCUCGUGACGGAGGAGGUUGCCAAGCAGGUGCGCGCCGCCAGCGCGGCCGCCCAGGCCUCCGCCGACGCAGCCACGGCAGCUGCCACCGCUGCCACGGCUGCGGCCACCCAGUGCCAGUCGGACCUCGCCGCCCUGCAGGCUAACAUGGUCACACCUGCAGCUCGGUCCGACUCCCUGGCCAGCAACAACAAGACGUUGAUGGACGGGCUGCGCGCCAUGCUCGCGCAGAACCAGCAGCAGGGCGGGGCGCCUGCACCAUCAUCGCCGUGCGGGGCGCCUGCACCAUCAUCGCCACCAGCGGCGGCACUUCCAAAGGGGCCACCAAAGGCAGCAGCGCCUCCGACGUUCUUGUGCCCGGGGCCUACCAGGGGUACCAGAGGCCGCUUCUGUACAUACAUUUUCUUCUUCUUGCAAUGGUUUGCUGGUGUCGACGCUGCGGCGCAUCCACUGUUCACCAUUCAGACUGCUAAUGUGACGUCGGCCUUGGGGCGUGCUCCCGUGCUCGCCGCAUGGGCAAAGCAGGCCCACAUCGCAGCUGUCCAGGAGACCAAGCUGGGCAGCAAGGCGCAGGUUGACUUCGCUAGCGGCCUGAAGGCCUCCGACUCGGACAUCUGCUCCGCCCGGUGGAAAGCCGUUUGCCUCCCCGGUGUUGCCCACAUUGCCACCUUCUACGGCAUCAGCGGCGUCCGCUCCUACCGGGCGGGGCUCGACUUCACCGCCAACGAGCGGCACCUGCGUGCGGUUUUCGCGUGGGGGGAGGCCCAAGGAGGCCGGCCAGUGAUUAUUACAUGUGAUUUCAACGCCGAUGCUGACGCCAGCCCCGUCUUGGCCGCCGCCCUCAGCACUGACAGGUGGUACGACUGCGGCGCCUCCAUGGGGGGCGUGAGCCCUACGUAUUAUCGUUCAGAGGCGGAUCGUCAUGCAGGAGUCGGUGGCUCGCGAAUCGACCUCAUCAUUGUGAAUGCGGCUGCGCAUGCGGCCCUCCGGCGAUUCCGCCGGGCAGAUUUUGCUGUUCCGCUUCACUGUGCCCUCACAGCGUCCUUCGACUUCGGUUCCCUGGCCAGGGAGCGCUGGAUCGUCCUCGCCCCUGCACCGCUCGGGGUCAGCGCUCUUGCCCGAGACGACAUCGACUCCGAGGGCCCGAAGGAGACUGCUGCGGCUGUCUGGGCUAACGUCGAACCGCAGUUCUAUGCAGCCCUCGGGGCGGCUGCUUCGGCACCUGCCGAGGAGGCCCAAGCGCUGGUCAACGAGGCCAUGACGCUCUGGAGUGACGCGGCCCAGCUCUACCUCCGACUACGCGUGGGAGACGUCACGGGCGUUGUUCCUCCUGAUGACGGUGCGCGUCGCUGCCGAGCCCCACGCUUUCAGAAGCAGCGCAUUGUUGCACCAUAUCUUCAUAAACGGCCUGAGCUGGGCGCUGCUACGCAACCCAUGCUGCAGGCAGAGAAACUUUUGCGGUGCUUGCGACAGCUCCGCGCCAAGCAGAGGAGGAUCAAUUUAGACAAGUUGGACCUCCGGCGCCUUGGCGACGCGGCGGUCCCGACCACCAACACCGCCAAGCAGUCCGUGUCCUCGCCGUUCUGGGUCGAGUACUACAACCUGCUCGGUAACACGCGGAUCCUCCUUCGCCGCUUGGAGGGCCCGCCGGCGGGACCAGAUGAUGAGGGCACAACGCGCCUCCACCUGGCCAACGUCAACCUGGGGACCUGCACAGGCAUUUUGGCAGCAGAGGAGGCCACAGAUCGGUACAUCCUUGACUUGGCACAUGUGCGCCGGCAGCUUCGGUGUCGGCGCUGGGCUGACAAAAUGCACGCUGCCACCAGCGGCCGCGCCUCCGCCCCGCUCUUCCGCCACAUCAAGCAGGCUGGGGGGGUCCAGGAGAAGGUUGCCCGCCACCUGCGGCGCCCCGACGGCUCCCUGACCGUGGACCCCCUUGAGAUGCACAAGAUGUGCAAGGAGACCUGGCACGCCAUUUUCAACAUCUGGCAGGCUGGGCCUGCAGCGGGCGGUCCUGACCACGUUCUGCCUGCAGCUCCCUCUUGGGAGAACUACUUGCACCAGCUCCGGGGCCACAUCCCUACGGCCACAUGCACAUUCCCGGAGUUCGACGAGCGCAUGCUGCGUCGAAAGAUUGCCUCCAUGGAUGGGCAGAGGGCCGCAGGCGCGGUGCAGCGGCAGCUUCACGUCCAGAAGCUGUUCUUCGGCAUCGGCGGCGCCAUCAGCGACUUCUACCAGCUCUCCAACGGCUUCGGCCAGGGCGACUCCUUUGCCAUCCUUGUGACCACGGCGCACAUGGCAGUCUGGACACGGCUGGUUGAGGCCGGCGGGCUCUCUACAGGGGGAUUUUUCGACGACUCCCACCUCGCAGCCGCGUCCGCCAGUCUCAUUCGGGAGGGCGUCUCCCGGUCCCUGCUGUUCGACGAGCUGAGCGGCCAGCAGACCAACAUGGACAAGACAGUCGCUUUCGGCACCUCGGCAGAGUUGACAGGUGAGCUGGGGCAGAUUACGAUCAAUGGCACGCCCUUGCGCAUCACUGCGGUUCUGCACCUUCUCGGCGCGUGCCUGCCCAUCUCCCCGGGCCCCGAGGACGACGUGAGCAUAUACGCGGCUGAUCGCUACACGUCUGCCUUCAACUCGGUGCGCCGCGUAGCGACGCUGCCGGUAGAUUUUGGGACGAAGUGCCAGCUCAUCAGCACCGGUGCGCUGUCCAAGCUCUACGGGAUGGAGUACUCGACGCCCUCGGAGAAGCAGCUGACGGCUCUUGGCACGGCCGUCCUGGACGCUGCGUGGGGGGACGGCCGGUAUGCACGCUCCCGAGCCGUAUUCUUUACGGUACUCACCAGAGGGCACAUGUUGGACCCCUGGCAGUGCUUGCGCUACAACACCAUACGGACUUGGCUCCGCUAUCUUCGCAGCUCCGCCGCGGGCCUGCGACAAUUUACGGCUGUUCGUUCCCUCCUGGUGGCAGGCGGCUCAGGGUCCUUCCAGGGGCCCACAGCGAGACUCUUGCAAUACUUCGAGGAUAUCGAAUGGAAUCUGUUCAACGUAGACAUCCUGAUCACCCACAGUGGCGAGCCGAUCCGCUGGUUGGAACUCCAGCGCGGGGCUGCCGUGGUCGACGUCGACGCCUCUGCUGCACUCCUGCGGGCGCCCACGAAGCUUACGAAGCUGCAGCGGGGCAUUCUGCGGACGUAUCUUGCGGGAGCGGUGAACACGCAGGACCGCCUCGGCGCCAUCGCCGAGGAGACCCUCAGGAGACGAGCCCGCGGUGCUGCCGCUGCCGCCCCCGGGCCUGCGGGAGCCGGAGGCGAUCCGCCCGCGCCCGCUAGCCUGACCAGGGUGUGUCAGCUCUGCGGAGAAGAGGUGGAGACCACAGACCACAUCCUCGAGCGCUGCAGCCACCCCGCCAUUGUGGCCGCCAGGGAGGAGUGGACCACCCCAGACCUCCGCGAGCUGGGCCCCUCGCUGCCCACCUGCGCGCGGCUGUGCGGCUUGGCAGUGGAAGAUCCGCGCGAUGAAGCAGCGCGGCUUGCACUGCCGCCCGUGCAGGGCCACGGCGAGCCGCCGCCGCGCCUGGAGACCGACGACGCCGUAGAGAUCUUCACUGCGGAUGGCUUCCUCAUCGCAGCUGGGGACGGCGCGUGUCAUCAUCAGCAUCUUCCCCUUGCUCGGCGAGCAGGGUUUGGAGCAUUCUACGGCCGCAACCACAGCGCCAACUUCGGCCUCCCCUUGCGUGGCUGUGAGCAGACCGCCCAGAGAGCCGAGGUCGCGGCAUGUGCUCGUGUGCUGGCGCACAGCUGGCGGCCCACAGAGUAUUGGACGGACAGUGAUCUCGUAUUCUUGGGAUUCGAGCGCCUGCUGGCCGGACUCCGGCCCUCCCCAGAGCAUUGUGAUCUCUGGGCCAACAUUGCCACCGCUUAUCAUGCCAAAGGGGGUUCCGACCAUUUCCGUGUACGCAAAGUGCGAGGUCACGACCAGAAUUGGGAGGCGGAGGACCCAGACAACCCUACGGAUGAUGAGCGGCAGCGCAUGCUGGAAGCCCUCAUGAAUGCUGGGGCCGACAGGCGUGCCGUCGCGGGCUCGGACCAGCGCGCGCCCUGCGACGACCUGGUCCGCAGGGUGGCUGUCCGUGCCACCGUGACGCGUGCCGUUCAGCGGCGUGCUGUGGCCAUUCUGGAGGCCCGCGGGCUGCUGCUGGAGGAGGCCGGCCGCGCGCCCCACCAGCAGAUGCAGUCGUGGCAGCAGGCCCAGGCAGGGGACCAGCCGCCGGCCGACCAGCAACCAGGACAACACCACUUCCCGGAGUAUCCGUGGGAACCGAUUCCCAUUGUGGGGAACACGCGCCCAGACCUGACCGAGGCGCUCCCACCGCUGCUCAACAGGACUGCUCUGAAAUCAGGUAUCGGCAUAUGCACACAUUGGCGAUACCCUGAUGCCAUGCUUCUUUCUCUGCACUGGUACUGGUCCACGCUGCAGUUUCCUGUGUCACCGCAGCCCGGUGACGUCGGAGCCACCUUCCUAGAGCUGGCCCUGGACUACAUGUACGCGACACAUGUGGUUCCGCAGGAGGCGAAUGCAGCAGGAGUCCCGAAGGCGCACCGGUUGCAGGAAUACUUUGCGUCUGCCUCCCGCCGCCUGGCGCAGAUCUGCCGCUCAACGCGCCUUCUUGCGCGCCUCAAGCCAGGCGGCUGGAAUGCCCCGUCGCGGAGGGUGCUGGCGGCGCGGCGUCUGGAGCUCCCAGACCUCCACGGAGUCCCAGUCCGCCCCCGAUUGCUAUGCCCACAGCAUGUGGCUACGGCUAUGCUGCAUAUUGCUCGGCUGAACGGCAGCAACCGCACCCAGCCCAAGCAGAUGCCACAGGUCACCGUCGGCAGUCUCCCGUACCCCCUGUGGUCCCCUCCAGGAUCCGACGGGCCGGCUGCCCAGCCACUGCAGGGCGAGGCGCGAGGCUCUGCGCCUGCCAUGCCACGGCGCCGUGGCCCCAGCCAGGGAGCCACGUUCGCUGAGCUGCUCCAGGUUGCGUGGACACCUGAAGAGCAGCAGGCGAUUGCAGUUGCAGUUGCAGCUGUGUCGGCGCAGGGCGAUCGCUUCGGGCAGGCGAUCCGCCGACAAAAGGAGCGGGAGAUGAAACGCCUCCUGCACAACAGGACUGCGGUGGCUGAGCAGCGCCACGUUGUCCUGCCUCUCGGUGGCCGGCAGGGCCAGUGCCUCCGCUGCGAGCACUGCGACCGGACGGCCGUCGCCGACUCGUUCGCCUCUUUCCUGAGGGGGCGCUGUCUCGGCCGGGAGGCGCCUCAGACCAACCGCCAGGCCCAGAUCCAGCGGGCCAAGCGGGAGGACCGCAUCGAGACGCACAAUCAGCAGGCGGAGGCCGAACAGAGACACCACCUCGGCCUCCAGCUCCAUCAGGGCAAGGAGCUGCUGCAGUGCAGUCGGUGCAAAGAGUUCAUGCCUAUGGACGGCCGCGGUGUGUUCCCGGCCAUGACUACUGAGAGCUGCAUCCUCCUGCUGCCCGCGGCGGAGCAGCCAGCAGCCCUGGCGCGGCGCCAGGCCAGAUAUGCCCAGAUGCGUGCCCUCGGCGUCGAGCCGCUGGCCGCCGCUGCUCGGGCAGACUAA
Prorocentrum cordatum is the source of this 7410-nucleotide messenger RNA. NCBI's taxonomy places the organism in Eukaryota, Dinophyceae, Prorocentrales, Prorocentraceae. The record is from the annotation of a GenBank genome assembly.